AUGGACCAGACUGGAAACUUUGCUGCGCGCCCGCAAUAUAUUGCCCGCGCACACCUCUGCGCGCUUUUGCAUAUUGGCCGCGCAAAAUCCCCUAGAUCCCUUGACAAUAGGAUUUAACAUUAUUAACAAUAAAAAUAACUAAGUGUGCAUGAUUUCAGGCGCGCAGUCUCAAAUUUUCAAAAUAAACUUGCCCGCGCAAGAAGCAAAGUUUCCAGUCUGGGAGAUGGACAUGAAGAACAUGGACAUGGAGAAGUUUACUGCAAAGCGUUUUAAUACAAUUUAGUAAACUCUUGGCAUGUUUGAGAAUUGCAGAAAGACGACCACAAAUGCAGGGAAGAGACCCAGCUAUUUGACUACUUUGGAGGAUUCUGUGGCAGAGUCUCAAAUUUUUUUACAAAAGCUGGUUGAGAAUGCCUGCAUAUAAAGUGUGCUCCAGCCUGGCGUUUUGUCUUCUUCACCAUCAUGAUACCGUAUGUGGCUUUAACCAAUUAAAAUUCCAAAAAAUUCGACUGCCGACAGGCGUGCCGAUAUUAUCCGUGCUGGCACGCAAAACAUCACAACAAAGUUGCUUGGAUGCAGCAGAAUUGCAACCGAGUUGCUGGGACGCAGCAAAAUCGCAACCGAGUUACUGGGACGCAGCAAAAUCGCAACCGAGUGACUGGGACGCAGGUAAAUCGCAGCUGAGUCACCGGGACUCCAGAAUGUUGCCCAAAACCUCUAUUGUUAAAAACUGGUUUGAAAGCAAGAUCGAAUUUCAGUGUUCUAGAAAAGUUCAUGAUUUUUAAAGAUUGAAGGACCAGAAGACGGAAUUCUUCAAAACAAUCAUAUUUUGAUAAAAAUUGGCUUUAGAUUAUCAGAUUUAAAGGAAUCUUAUGUUUUUCGCGAAUAACACUGCGUAGUUUCUUUGCCGACAGGCUUUCCUUUCAAUUGCUUCGAUAACUUCGUUUCAGUUUUAUUCAAUUUGGCUAGCCUUAAAAUGUCAAGAUUGUUUUGUUUAAAUUGACUGUUUGUGAAUCUUUGGUUAAGCCUAUUUGGCUAGGCAGCUGAAUUUUUGUAGAAUUAUCGUUGUCAUGAGGAUAAAAAUUUUUGGAAGAACGAUAGGCUAGUACCCCAAAUAUUUGUCUUUAAAGUUAUGCGUAUAAAAUUAAUUUAGAUUUUUUUGACAUGAUAAAAUGAGUAUGAUAUAAUUAUCUCCUUAUUCUAUUAGUUUUGGUAUCGGAGGUGA
Rhopilema esculentum is the source of this 1225-nucleotide messenger RNA. NCBI's taxonomy places the organism in Eukaryota, Metazoa, Cnidaria, Scyphozoa, Rhizostomeae, Rhizostomatidae. The record is from RefSeq and is a predicted model, not a curated record.